AUGUAUCUUGUGCUCAACUAUCUUGAUUUGUCCGGUAAUUUUAUCACCACAGUCGAUGCUGGCUCCUUCGAACCGCUCAAAAAGCUCGAAACACUCAUAUUCGGAGAACGUAACUACAUUAACGACUCUGUUGUCGAUGCUAUAGUGACUCUCAAAUCACUUAAGACUCUCGACCUUUCUCGCGCUGAUGGAAUUUUCGAACCGCCUACGGAAGUUUUUGAUUCGCUUGAACAUCUUGAAGUGCUCAAGCUGAGCGGAUGCAGUGUUUCGUCUCUAGAACCGGGAGUAUUUGCUGCUCUGAAAAAUCUGAAGGAGGUAGGCACCAUUUGCCCAGCAACGGCAAUGUACCGAGCGUGA
Messenger RNA from Cooperia oncophora, 357 nucleotides. NCBI's taxonomy places the organism in Eukaryota, Metazoa, Nematoda, Chromadorea, Rhabditida, Trichostrongylidae. The record is from the annotation of a GenBank genome assembly.